UCCUUUGCGGCGGCGGCGGCGGCCAGAGAGCGAGAGUACGAAGUGCGGCAACCCGAGUCAUGGCAGGACAGGCAUUUAGAAAGUUUCUUCCCCUCUUUGACCGAGUAUUAGUUGAAAGAAGUGCACCCGAAGUUGUAACCAAAGGAGGCAUUAUGCUUCCAGAAAAAUCGCAAGGAAAAGUAUUGCAAGCAAUGGUAGUAGCUGUUGGAUCAGGCUCUAAAGGAAAGGGUGGAGAGAUUCAACCAGUUAGUGUGAAAGUUGGAGAUAAAGUUCUUCUCCCAGAAUAUGGAGGCACCAAAGUAGUUCUAGAUGACAAGGAUUAUUUCUUAUUUAGAGAUGGUGACAUUCUUGGAAAAUAUGUCGACUAAAAUAAGUCACUAUUGAAAUGGCAUCACGUGAAGC
Messenger RNA from Balaenoptera ricei (Rice's whale), 402 nucleotides. Its product is annotated as 10 kDa heat shock protein, mitochondrial-like. NCBI's taxonomy places the organism in Eukaryota, Metazoa, Chordata, Mammalia, Artiodactyla, Balaenopteridae. Gene Ontology annotation, cellular component: mitochondrial matrix. Bases 60 to 368 code for a protein of 102 amino acids. Gene Ontology annotation, molecular function: metal ion binding; ATP binding; protein-folding chaperone binding. The record is from RefSeq and is a predicted model, not a curated record. The transcript has a single exon.